This is a messenger RNA of Cucurbita pepo subsp. pepo (vegetable marrow), 1204 nucleotides long. The record is from RefSeq and is a predicted model, not a curated record. Lineage: Eukaryota; Viridiplantae; Streptophyta; Magnoliopsida; Cucurbitales; Cucurbitaceae.
UAGAAGAUUGUUAGUAGAUUUGAAUUUAUCUAGAUUUGCAUGAUUUACUAUUUCUGGUUCAGUGUAUUAGCUAUAAAUACUGGAAUUGUGUAACCCUCUAAGCAUCAAGUCAGUAGACAUUAAUAAAGCACUGCAGCUUCUAUCUAUUUUAUCUAUUCCUAUCUCUUUCACUAUCCCUCUUUCCAACAAUUUUGGUAUCAGAGCCAAGUUCGUUCGACACGAGGGCGAGUGAUUAUUUUCUUUCACAAAACAAAAAUGGCAGUAGCUGGUUUUUCUUCCUCUGCACCGUUGUUACCAAUCUUUAAUGGUGAGAAAUAUGAGUGGUGGAGCAUCAAGAUGAAGACCUUGCUCAGAUCGCAGGAGCUAUGGGACUUGGUGGAGCACGGGUUUGUUGAUCUAUUAGAACCCACAAUAGAAGAAAAGGAGAGACUAAGAGAAACCAAGAAAAACGAUGCCAAGGCUCUAUUCAUUAUUCAGCAAGCAGUUCAUGAGAUUAUCUUUUCACGAAUUGCAGCAGCAACCACAUCAAAGCAGGCAUGGUCAAUUCUACAGAAAGAGUUUCAGGGAGAUUCAAAAGUCAUAAUAGUGAAAUUGCAAUCUCUAAGACGUGAUUUUGAAACUCUGCUCAUGACGAAUGGCGAAUCAAUUGCUGAUUUUUUGUCCAGAACAAUGGCAAUAGUCAGUCAGAUGCGCACCUAUGGAGAGAAAAUUUCAGACGAAACAAUUGUUGCAAAGGUGUUGAGAAGCUUAACUCCAAAGUUUGACCAUGUGGUGGCUGCCAUAGAAGAAGCUAAGGAUCUAUCCAUACUCUCCGUUGAUGAACUGCUGGGCUCACUUCAGGCUCAUGAGGCAAGAAUCAAUAGAGCAUCAGAAAGGAACGAAGAAAAGGCACUACAAGUGAAGGAGACAACCAACAACGAAAACAACGAAAGAGAAAAUAUUCAUUUAGCAGGUAGAAGUCGUGGAAGAGGAGGAUUUCGCAGCUUCCAUGGUGGUCGUGAUAACAGGGGUAGAUGGAGAAGUGAUGGACAGAGACAAUUCAAUGAACAAAGGAAUGUCAUACAAUGUUACCAUUGUAGAAGGCACCAAAUCCUUAUUCAAAGAGCUUGAUGAGACGCAAAAGAUUAAGGUGCAACUUGGAAAUACAAAACAGAUGCAAGUUGAAGGAAAAGGUACGGUAAAUGUCAAAACCAGUCACGGUAAG